AGCAACCAACCCAUAGGGAGGAAAAUUUUCAUUCAAGGAUUGUGUUCUCAGGUGACUGCAGCGAUUUUCGCGAUUUUCUUGUGACUUGUAACGUUUAAUCAUGAAUUUGUCCAAUAUGAGCCACAUACCAGAGCUGUUGUACUUGUUCACGUUCAUCUUAGGCAUAAACUUUUCAUCAGCUCUUCAGCUGGAAGGACUUUCUACUAAAAAGCCAAGAAUUACUAAAUAUACCAUGAAGCCAACUUCUGCAUCAGCUACAGCAACACCCUCUUCACUGUCAAUUUACCGACUAAACGGGACCAGUGGGGCGACAUGCAUUUUAAUACAAACGGAUGGUCUCCUUAGCAUUCAAUACCGAGACAAAUAUGGUGAAGACAAGGAAGCAGACACAUUUAUGCCAGACCAAAUGGAUAUUUCCGGUGAAUGUUGGGAAGAUGAAUCAAGGAUAACGCUGGGAUGGAAAGGAUUCGUUCUGAAUAUGUACUUCUCGAAGACUCCCGGAGGAGAGAGGUGGUAUGUUAACAACGUAGAACUAAUUUACUCAUCCAACAACAAUAUCUUCGAACAUAUUGAUCGUCCAGGAUUAGAUGUGAAGCUGUCUACUCCUCCAGGAACCUUACUCUUUCCAACGCCUGUCGGUAAAGCAUACACUUGUGAUCAAGAAGUAAUAAUCACAAUGUUUGCACAGGAUGAAAAUGACAAAUCAGGGCAUCUGGCAAAACUAUACUUGCGUGAGUUGAAGAUGCAAAGUUUCAUGUAUAAAUCAUCAAACUUGUGGGGACCAACAUUCCAAUGCAGCGCCACCGGCACGUACCGAGAUGAGACGGCUCCGAUUGCCGUAGGAUCUACACUUGCAGUUGCGACCGUGUGUACCGUAGUUGGAUACGGUCUUUGGAGAUACUUCAAGGUCAAGAAAUUCCAAUACGGAACCAUGGCUUAAGCUGCUGUCAAUUCAUAUUGAGCAUCUGUGAGAUGCUUGCAAUCGCGGCCAAAUUAUUCCUGAUCAUACUCAUUGAGAAAACAGAUGAAAAAAAAAAACAAUUCACUAGCAACAUAUCAAACUAGUGCAUACCGGAUCUGGAAAACUUUCGGCGCCCUUCGAGCAACAUUCAUGCAAGAUAUUCAAUUACCAUAUUAUAUCACACCGCAGCGUGUGAAACUUCGUUCGAUGCUGGACAACAAUUAAUGAGAUUAUCAGAUAUUUACUAGUUUGGAGCGUACAAUGCUAUAUCGAUAUUAUUAAACUAAUAAGACACAACCGUGCGAAAAGAUAAAGUCUUCCAUUUUCAUUUAAAUGAUGUUAUCUAGUAAGUGAUUAAGAAUAUACUGAAACUAGUGGAAAUAAGCUUUAGUGUAGUAUAUGUCAAAGUUCAAAUUCGUGUGCACAUAAAAUGUUUUGAAUCUUAAAUUCUAAGGAUCUAUUGUAAAUAGCUGCGGAAAUCAAUAACUUCGAACCACUAUGAAAUAGCAUCUCUAGAUACAAUCAUUCAUUCCGACGCAAGCUGCAAACAUCCUAGCACACACAAACACAAACUACAGCAAUUGUUUUAGAUUCUACCGAAGACAUCUACUAUUUCCAAUUUUAAGUGUGAUGUAUCGAAUAGCCAUGAUUCAAUAUUUAUAAUAAAGUUCAAUAAUGUUAGUUUACGUCGCGUAA
This is a messenger RNA of Aedes albopictus (Asian tiger mosquito), 1657 nucleotides long. RefSeq lists its product as uncharacterized. Lineage: Eukaryota; Metazoa; Arthropoda; Insecta; Diptera; Culicidae. Bases 101 to 940 code for a protein of 279 amino acids. Gene Ontology annotation, biological process: establishment of protein localization to organelle. The record is from RefSeq and is a predicted model, not a curated record. The transcript has 7 exons. Gene Ontology annotation, cellular component: plasma membrane; lysosomal membrane; late endosome membrane.